GUCAGAGUUAUUUUUAAACAUUGUGAAAUAGCUGUGCACCAAAUUAUUAGCGAUUUCAAAAAGACGAGAGGAAAGGUCAGACGAUCGACCCAGUGAAGAUCUGGAGUAGAAUUUCACGAACAGCCAUUGACAUUGUUCAAAGCUUCGAAAGGAUUUACCCUACAAGACUUCUGCCUGUGGCUUUGAAAACCUGACCAAGCCAAGAUGGGAAACACACAGGGUAAUGUCCCCCAAGGGUCGUUGAAUGUCACCACGAUGCAAGGUCCUCAGGGCGCUGUCCAGUCGGGGGCCCACUCGCCUCUACCAGUUGACACCGUGCCCUAUAGAGGGCCCAAGCUGGAGUAUCUGAUGAUCAAUAUCUCGGCUAAGAUGAGUGUACAACCUGGAUUCUUUCAAUCCAUGAUCACAACAAACGUGGACGAGUACUACCCGACUCUGGUUCAACCGUACCAGCAUGGCUUCAAGAUGAUUCAGUUUCAGACGAUACCAGGGGUGAGGUCCCAGGCAGGAUGGUUCAGCCAAGCAGUCCCAUUCCAAGCUGUGCUCACAAGACCCAUUGGAGUGCCUCCUCCCAAUGAGCAAUGGAAUCUACAAAUAGUCAAGAGCUUUAUCGAGCUCCAAAUAUUUUACUCUUUCACAUCGUGGUCCACCAAUGGUCAGACGGCAAACACUACUGAUGUUAUGGCAAAGAUCAUGGAUAUGUGUCAGAGAGGGGCCAGGCUUAUCUGUAUUGAAGCGACAGGAAUGCAGCAGAAUCCGUCAUUUUCGUCAGGACUGCGUGGUCAUGCUGGCACCAUCGGAGUGGACCUGCUCUUUCACAUUCCGCAGCACCCCAACCCGACCCCUUACAUAUACCAUGGCAUCCAUGUGCCUAUUACCUACACGGUGCAAGCGGGCUUUGGCAUACCCUCCUACCAGUGUAUGACGGACCUCAACGCCCAGUUCGGUGCCUUCCUGAACCAAGGAUGGAAGCUAGUGGAGAUUAAUUUGGACUCUUCGCAGAUGCAAAGAACAACUGGAUUUACUACUGGGCAGAUCUCUAUGAAUUCCAUGUGGUUCUUUGAGAAGGAAGCUGCAUAUGCGAACGACUCCACACCAAAAUGGCAGGGAACUAUCAUAACAUACCAACACAAAGUCAAGGCUCAGUUCGGUGGUGUAGCAGCAUCAAGGCAUAACUGGGACCCCAUCCUGGUAGAGAUGGGUCAACGUGGUUGGGAGUUGGCUUGUAUCCUGGAAACGCCUGAAACACGCCAGAGCGGACUCACCUCGGCAACCACGACUGUCCUUUUGUUCUUUCAGAGGCCCAUCAUUCCCAUGUAGAUCUCCGUCUUGUAAGCAUGCGGAACCAUGGGGAAAUCCUUGGCUCAUGGCAUGCAUAUAUUCAGUCCGAUUGGUGAUUUCAAGUGUUAUUGUUGGUGUUGAGAGCUUGAAAAGGGAUCUCAGACGCCUACAUUAGGUUUGG
Messenger RNA from Lytechinus variegatus (green sea urchin), 1462 nucleotides. RefSeq lists its product as uncharacterized. The record is from RefSeq and is a predicted model, not a curated record. The transcript is spliced from 8 exons. Lineage: Eukaryota; Metazoa; Echinodermata; Echinoidea; Temnopleuroida; Toxopneustidae. Bases 205 to 1320 code for a protein of 371 amino acids.